UAGUAGUUCUCACCAAUUACCUGUUUAUCUAUUUCAAUUUCAUUGAUUUCUAAUUUUUCAUGUCUUGUGUUGUUUUAUAAUAAGUUUUGCUUGAAAUUUAGUUGUAUAGUGGUUUCUGGUCCUAUAGUUGAUCACUUUGUCAUCUUGUAAUGGCGUCAACAAGUUCUGAUAAACCGACCAAAAAAAGCAUCUUGAAAAAGCCUCAUUCUCACUCCGAGGAGCACAAAGGAGCAAAGUUUGAUGAGAUGAAUAUUCUUGCCACCUACCAUCCUCCUGGGAAAGAUUACGGACACAUGAAGAUUGAUGAACCGAAGACUCCGUAUCGUUCUGAGGGAGAUGAAGAGUUGGAAGGGGUGGAUGCAAAUGAAGUCCUCAAAAGGUUGGAGGACCCAGGCAAUCCAAAAGAGCGGACAAGGUGUGAUAGCCUUCAGUCCGAUGAAGAGAAUGACCAGUACCUUUCGCCGGAUGAGAGAGAAAAAAGGAAAAAAUUCCGGGAGGCGAGAAAAAAUCACUACAACAUGAAAGAAAACAUGCAAAAAGCAAAGGAACUAUUAGCAAAGGAAAUGGCUGAUUUAGAACAAGAUGAAUAAGGUUCACUUUCUCACUUCUUUCAUCUUCCUAUUUAAUUUUGAGGGUAGUAAUUUAUACUGGUCCAAUUAGCUGCCAAAAUGAACCUUUUUAAGCAUUAAACGAUUUUUUAGUGGUAGCAAAUUUGCAUGUAUUCUGUUACAGUUGAAGCAAAAUCUAAUAAACUAAUAUUUGGAUCAAACCAGAAAAUAAAUUUUUAUUUGCAAAAGAAUGCUAUAAAAUUGUGUAAUUGUGUAAGUUUAAAGCAGGAAAUUUAAUUUGUUUGUUGAUGCAUUAGUGCAUUAGUGAGCAUUAUUUCAGUUGAAUGUAUCUGCAAACAUAUUUCUUUUUGGAUUUCAUACAGAAUUUCCUGAAUAUCUUUGCAUUAUUGUGAAUUGCAUUUUGCUGCUUAGAAAUAGGAUUUUUUCACUGCAUGCAUGUUUUUGUAAAAUCUUGCAUAAUUAUUAUAACCACUUAUAACCUUAUAUGUAUGUUGAGUAUAACUUUUGAACAUAUAUUUGUCAUUCACGUAUGUUCCAUUAUUAUAUACCUUAGUUAAACAUGCAUAAUUUUUAUGAUCAUUUUAAAUUUUGCCCAACAAAAAAGGACUAACCAGUAACCAACUAACUAAUUCUUUUUGUACCUGUUAGAAAAUUUUACUUUUUUAACAUACAACAUGUUGUCAACAAAGCAUUUAUCUAAAUUAAAAUCAAACAAUUUGGUCAAAAAACAACUUUAUAAAUCUACACGAAUGUGAUUCCAUGGGCUAUUGCAAUGCAUAUACUGAAUUAUGCUUUCAGACCUAGUCCAAGUAAAACUCGUUGUGUAGUUUAUGUUAGACCCACAAUAUGUGAACAUAACAUAUUAGUGUACAGAAAUUACCUGUUAUAGUUUUUUACCAGUGGUAACUAGGAACUAUAUUAUAUUUCAGGAGAAACAAAUUUUUACUUAAUUUUUUUCAAAUUGAGAUUCUUUUUUCCUUGGGGGUAAUUGAGAACUAUUUCAUGAGAAAUUAUUUUUCACCAUAUUUUUUCAAAUUGAGCUUUCAUAAAAUUCAAAGUUUAUAGUUUAAGGUGCAAACUGACAUAUAUACUUUCAAUAUUUGUGUCACUGUUGUGUGGCUUCCUGCUUGUCACAUUCAGCCUCAUUUUUUAUAACGUACUCGUACACUAAAAACAAAAUUCACAAAGCUAUUUUAAUAUUUGGUAUAAAAACAAUUUUUUUCAUUUUUUAGUAAUGUCUGUACCCAAUUAUAAUAAUUUAAAGGGAAAUGUUCAAAUGUACAUCAUUCAUGAGUUUUUCUGGGUUGUUUUUUAAUUUCCUGUUUCAACAUCGCAAAG
Ciona intestinalis (vase tunicate) is the source of this 1907-nucleotide messenger RNA. RefSeq names its product protein phosphatase inhibitor 2. Gene Ontology annotation, molecular function: protein phosphatase inhibitor activity. The record is from RefSeq and is a predicted model, not a curated record. Gene Ontology annotation, biological process: regulation of signal transduction. Lineage: Eukaryota; Metazoa; Chordata; Ascidiacea; Phlebobranchia; Cionidae.